AUGGCGGCGGUACCCUCACUCAACUCAUGGGGGUCGUGGCAGCAGUACCCUCACUCACCUCGUGGGUGUCGUGGCGGCGAUACCCUCACUCACCUCGUGGGGGUCGUGGCGGCGGCGGUACCCUCACUCACCUCGUGGGGGUCGUGGCAGCGGUACCCUCACUCACCUCGUGGGGGUCGUGGCAGCGGCACCCUCACUCACCUCGUGGGGGUCGUGGCAGCGGUACCCUCACUCACCUCGUGGGGGUCGUGGCAGCGGUACCCUCACUCACCUCGUGGGGGUCGUGGCAGCGGUACCCUCACUCACCUCGUGGGGGUCGUGGCAGCGGUACCCUCACUCACCUCGUGGGGGUCGUGGCAGCGGCACCCUCACUCACCUCGUGGGGGUCGUGGCAGCGGUACCCUCACUCACCUCGUGGGGGUUGUGGCAGCGGUACCCUCACUCACCUCGUGGGGGUCGUGGCAGCGGUACCCUCACUCACCUCGUGGGGGUCGUGGCAGCGGUACCCUCACUCACCUCGUGGGGGUCGUGGCAGCGGUACCCUCACUCACCUCGUGGGGGUCGUGGCGGCGGUACCCUCACUCACUUCGUGGGGGUCGUGGCAGGGGUACCCUCACUCACCUCGUGGGGGUCGUGGGAGCGGUACCCUCACUCACCUCGUGGGGGUCGUGGCAGCGGUACCCUCACUCACCUCGUGGGGGUCGUGGCAGCGGUACCAUCACUCACCUCGUGGGGGUCGUGGCAGCGGUUCCCUCACUCACCUCGUGGAGGUCGUGGCAGCGGUACCCUCACUCACCUCGUGGGGGUCGUGGCAGCAGUACCCUCACUCACCUCGUGGGGGUCGUGGCAGCGGUACCCUCACUCACCUCGUGGGUGUCGUGGCGGCGGUACCCUCACUCACCUCGUGGGGGUCGUGGCGGCGGCGGUACCCUCACUCACCUCGUGGGGGUCGUGGCGGCGGUACCCUCACUCACCUCGUGGGGGUCGUGGCAGAGGUACCCUCACUCACCUCGUGGGGGUCGUGGCAGCGGUACCCUCACUCACCUCGUGGAGGUCGUGGCAGCAGUACCCUCACUCACCUCGUGGGGGUCGUGGCGGCGGCGGUACCCUCACUCACCUCGUGGGUGUCGUGGCGGUGGUACCCUCACUCACCUCGUGGGGGUCGUGGCGGCGGCGGUACCCUCACUCGCCUCGUGGGGGUCGUGGCAGCGGUACCCUCACUCACCUUGUGGGGGUCGUGGCAGCGGCACCCUCACUCACCUCGUGGGGGUCGUGGCAGCGGUACCCUCACUCACCUCGUGGGUGUCGUGGCGGCGGUACCCUCACUCACCUCGUGGGGGUCGUGGCGGCGGCGGUACCCUCACUCACCUCGUGGGGGUCGUGGCAGCGGUACCCUCACUCACCUCGUGGGGGUCGUGGCAGCGGCACCAUCACUCACCUCGUGGGGGUCGUGGCAGCGGUACCCUCACUCACCUCGUGGGGGUCGUGGCAGCGGUACCCUCACUCACCUCGUGGGGGUCGUGGCAGCGGUACCCUCACUCACCUCGUGGGGGUCGUGGCAGCGGUACCCUCACUCACCUCGUGGGGGUCGUGGCAGCGGUACCCUCAUUCACUUCGUGGGGGUCGUGGCAGCGGUACUCUCACUCACCUCGUGGGGGUCGUGGGAGCGGUACCCUCACUCACCUCGUGGGGGUCGUGGCGGCGGUACCCUCACUCACCUCGUGGGGGUCGUGGCAGCGGUACCCUCACUCACCUCGUGGGGGUCGUGGCGGCGGUAGCCUCACUCACUUCGUGGGGGUCGUGGCAGCGGCACCCACCCUCACUCACCUCGUGGGGGUCGUGGCAGCGGUACCCUCCCUCACCUCGUGGGGGUCGUGGCAGCGCGGCAACUUCACUCACCUCGUGGGGGUCGUGGCAGCGAUACCCUCACUCACCUCGUGGGGGUUGUGGCAGCGGUACCCUCACCCACCUCGUGGGGGUCGUGGCAGCGGUACCCUCACUCACCUCGUGGGGGUCGUGGCAGCGGUACCCUCAGUCACCUCGUGGGGGUCGUGGCAGCGAUACCCUCACUCACCUCGUGGGGGUCGUGGCAGCGGUACCCUCACUCACCUCGUGGGGGUCGUGGCAGCGGUACCCUCACUCACCUCGUGGGGGUCGUGGCAGCGGUACCCUCACUCACCUCGUGGGGGUCGUGGCGGCAGUAGCCUCACUCACCUCGUGGGGGUCGUGGCAGCGGUACCCUCACUCACCUCGUGGGGGUCGUGGCGGCGGUACCCUCACUCACCUCGUGGGGGUCGUGGCAGCGGUACCCUCACUCACCUCGUGGGGGUCGUGGCAGCGGUACUCUCACUCACCUCGUGGGGGUCGUGGCAGCGGCACCCUCACUCACCUCGUGGGGGUCGUGGUGGCGGCGGUACCGUCACUCACCUCGUGGGGGUCGUGGUAGCGGUACCCUCACUCACCUCGUGGGGGUCGUGGCAGCGGUACCCUCACUCACCUCGUGGGGGUCGUGGCAGCGGUACCCUCACUCACCUCGUGGGGGUCGUGGCAGCGACACCCACCCUCACUCACCUCGUGGGGGUCGUGGCAGCGAUACCCUCACUCACCUCGUGGGGGUCGUGGCAGCGGUACCCUCACUCACCUCGUGGGGGUCGUGGGGGCGGUAGCCUCACUCACCUCGUGGGGGUCGUGGUGGCAUCGGUACUGUCACUCACCUCGUGGGGGUCGUGGUGGCAUCGGUACCGUCACUCACCUCGUGGGGGUCAUGGCAGCGGUACCCUCACUCACCUCGUGGGGGUCGUGGCAGCGGUACCCUCACUCACCUCGUGGGGGUCGUGGCAGCGGUACCCUCACUCACCUCGUGGGGGUCGUAGGGGCGGUAGCCUCACUCACCUCGUGGGGGUCGUGGCAGCGGCAACUUCACUCACCUCGUGGGGGUCGUGGCUGCGAUACCCUCACUCACCUCGUGGGGGUUGUGGCGGCGGUACCCUCACUAACCUCGUGGGGGUCGUGGCAGCGGUACCCUCACUCACCUCAUGGGGGUCGUGGCAGCGGCACCCUCACUCACCUCGUGGGGGUCGUGGUGGCGGCGGUACCGUCACUCACCUCGUGGGGGUCGUGGUAGCGGUACCCUCACUCACCUCGUGGGGGUCGUGGCAGCGGUACCCUCACUCACCUCGUGGGGGUCGUGGCAGCGGUACCCUCACUCACCUCGUGGGGGUCGUGGCGGCGGUACCCUCACUCACCUCGAGGGGGUCGUGGCAGCGGUACCCUCACUCACCUCGUGGGGGUCGUGGCAGCGGUACCCUCACUCACCUCGUGGGGGUUGUGGCGGCGGUACCCUCACUCACCUCGUGGGGGUCGUGGCAGCGGUACGCUCACUCACCUCGUGGGGGUCGUGGCAGCGGCACCCUCACUCACCUCGUGGGGGUCGUGGUGGCGGCGGUACCGUCACUCACCUCGUGGGGGUCGUGGCAGCGGCACCCUCACUCACCUCGUGGGGGUCGUGGCAGCGGUACCCUCACUCAACUCGUGGGGGUCGUGGCAGCGGCACCCUCACUCACCUCGUGGGGGUCGUGGCUGCGGUACCCUCACUCACCUCGUGGGGGUCGUGGCAGCGGUACCCUCACUCACCUCGUGGGGGUCGUGGCAGCGGUACCCUCACUCACCUCGUGGGGGUCGUGGCGGCGGUACCCUCACUCACCUCGUGGGGGUCGUGGCAGCGGUACCCUCACUCACCUCGUGGGGGCCGUGGUGGCGACGGUACCCUCACUCACCUCAUGGGGGUCGUGGCAGCAGUACCCUCACUCACCUCGUGGGGGUCGUGGCAGCGGCACCCACCCUCACUCACCUCGUGGGGGUCGUGGCAGCGAUACCCUCACUCACCUCGUCGGGGUCGUGGCAGCCGUACCCUCACUCACCUCGUGGGGGUCGUGGCGGCGCGAUACCCUCACUCACAUCGUGGGGGUCGUGGCAGCGGUACCCUCACUCACCGCGUGGGGGUCGUGGCAGCGGUACCCUCACUCACCUCGUGGGGCUCGUGCCAGCGGCACCCUCACUCACCUCGUGGGGGUCGUGGCAGCGGUACCCUCACUCACCUCGUGGGGGUCGUGGCAGCGGUACCCUCACUCACCUCGUGGGGGUCGUGGCAGCGGUACCCUCACUCACCUAGUGGGGGUCGUGGGGGCGGUAGCCUCACUCACCUCGUGGGGGUCGUGGCAGCGGCAACUUCACUCACCUCGUGGGGGUCGUGGCAGCGAUACCCUCACUCACCUCGUGGGGGUCGUGGCAGCGGUACCCUCACUCGGCUCGUGGGGGUCGUGGCAGCGAUACCCUCACUCACCUCGUGAAAUCGUGGCGGCGGCGGUACCCUCACUCACCUCGUGGGGGUCGUGGCAGCGGUACCCUCACUCACCUCGUGGGGGUCGUGGCAGCGGUACCCUCACUCACCUCGUGGGGCUCGUGGCAGCGGUACCCUCACUCACCUCGUUGGGGUCGUGGCAGCGGUACCCUCACUCACCUCGUGUGUCUCGUGGCGGCGGCGGUACCCUCACUCACCUCGUGGGGGUCGUGGCAGCGGCACCUUCACUCACCUCAUGGGGGUCGUGGCAGCGGUACCCUCACUCACCUCGUGGGGGUCGUGGGGGCGGUAGCCUCACUCACCUCGUGGGGGUCGUGGCAGCGGCAACUUCACUCACCUUGUGGGGGUCGUGGCAGCGAUACCCUCACUCACCUCGUGGGGGUUGUGGCUGCGGUACCCUCACUCACCUCGUGGGGGUCGUGGUGGCGGCGGUACCGUCACUCACCUCGUGGGGGUCGUGGCAUCGGCACCCUCACUCACCUCGUGGGGGUCGUGGCAGCGGUACCCUCACUCACCUCGUGGGGGUCGUGGCAGCGGUACCCUCACUCAACUCGUGGGGGUCGUGGCGGCGGUACCCUCACUCACCUCAUGGGGGUCGUGGCUGCGGCGGUACCCUCACUCACCUCGUUGGGGUCGUGGCAGCGGUACCCUCACUCACCUCGUGGGGGCCGUGGCGGCGGUACCCUUACUCACCUCGUGGGGGUCGUGGGGGCGGUAGCCUCACUCACCUCGUGGGGGUCGCGGGGGCGGUAGCCUCACUCACCUCGUGGGGGUCGUGGCAGCGGCAACUUCACUCUCCCCGUGGGGGUCGUGGCAGCGAUACCCUCACUCACCUCGUGGGGGUUGUGGCGGCGGUACCCUCACUCACCUCGUGGGGGUCGUGGUUGCGGCGGUACCAUCACUCACCUCGUGGGGGUCGUGGUAGCGGUACCCUCACUCACCUCGUGGGGGUCGUGGCAGCGAUACCCUCACUCACCUCGUGGGGCUCGUGGCAGCGGUACCCUCACUCACCUCGUGGGGGUCGUGGCAGCGGUACCCUCACUCACCUCGUGGGGGUCGUGGCGGCGGCGGUACCCUCACUCACCUCGUGGGGGUCGUGGCAGCGGUACCCUCACUCACCUCGUGGGGGUCGUGGCAGCGGUACCCUCACUCACCUCGUGGGGCUCGUGGCAGCGGUACCCUCACUCACCUCGUGGGGGUCGUGGCAGCGGUACCCUCACUCACCUCGUGGGGGUCGUGGCGGCGGCGGUACCCUCACUCACCUCGUGUGGCUCGUGGCAGCGGUACCCUCACUCACCUCGUGGGGGUCGUGGCGGCGGUACCCUCACUCACCUCGUGGGGGUCGUGGCAGCGGUACCCUCACUCACCUCGUGGGGGUCGUGGCAGCAGUACCCUCACUCACCUCGUGGGGGUCGUGGCAGCGGCACCCUCACUCACCUCGUGGGGGUCGUGGCAGCGGUACCCUCACUCACCUCGUGGGGGUCGUGGGGGCGGUAGCCUCACUCACCUCGUGGGGGUCGUGGCAGCGCAAACUUCACUCACCUCGUGGGGGUCGUGGCAGCGAUACCCUCACUCACCUCGUGGGGGUUGUGGCGGCGGUACCCUCACUCACCUCCUGGGGGUCGUGGUGGCGGUGGUACCGUCACUCACCUUGUGGGGGUCGUGGCGGCGGCACCCUCACUCACCUCGUGGGGGUCGUGGCAGCGGUACCCUCACUCACCUCGUGGGGGUCGUGGCAGCGGUACCCUCACUCACCUCGUGGGGGUCGUGGCGGCGGUACCCUCACUCACCUCGUGGGGGUCGUGGCGGCGGCGGUACCCUCACUCACCUCGUGGGGGUCGUGGCAGCGGUAUCCUCACUCACCUCGUGGGGGCCGUGGCAGCGGUACCCUUACUCACCUCGUGGGGGUCGUGAGGGCGGUAGCCUCACUCACCUCGUGGGGGUCGUGGGGGCGGUAUUCUCACUCACCUCGUGGGGGUCGUGGCAGCGGCAACUUCACUCACCUCGUGGGGGUCGUGGCAGCGAUACCCUCACUCACCUCGUGGGGGUUGUGGCGGCGGUACCCUCACUCACCUCGUGGGGGUCGUGGUGGCGGCGGUACCAUCACUCACUUCGUGGGGGUCGUGGUAGCGGUACCCUCACUCACCUCGUGGGGGUCGUGGCAGCGGUACCCUCACUCACCUCGUGGGGGUCGUGGCAGCGGUACCCUCACUCACCUCGUGGAAAUCGUGCCAGCGGUACCCUCACUCACCUCGUGGGGGUCGUGGCAGCGGUACCCUCACUCACCUUGUGGGGGCCGUGGCGGCGACGGUACCCUCACUCACCUCGUGGGGAUCGUGGCAGCGGUACCCUCACUCACCUCGUGGGGGUCGUGGCAGCGCGGCACCCUCACUCAUCUCGUCGGGGUCGUGGCGGCGGCGGUACCCUCACUCACCUCGUGGGGGUCGUGGCAGCGGUACCCUCACUCACCUCGUGGGGGUCGUGGCAGCGGUAACCUCACUCACCUCGCGGGGAUCAUGGCAGCGGUACCCUCACUCACCUCGUGUGGGUCGUGGCAGCGGUACCCUCACUCACCUCGUGGGGGCCGUGGCAGCGGUACCCUCACUCACCUCGUGGGGGUCGUGGCAGCGGUACCCUCACUCACCUCGUGGGGGUCGUGGCAGCGGUACCCUCACUCACCUCGUGGGGGUCGUGGCAGCGGUACCCUCACUCACCUCGUGGGGGUCGUGGCAGCGAUACCCUCACUCACCUCGUGGGGGUUGUGGCGGCGGUACCCUCACUCACCUCGUGGGGGUCGUGGCGGCGGCGGUACCCUCACUCACCUCGUGGGGGUCGUGGCAGCGGUACCCUCACUCACCUCGUGGGGGUCGUGGCAGCGGUACCCUCACUCACCUCGUGGGGGUCGUGGCAGCGGUACCCUCACUCACCUCGUGGGGGUCGUGGCAGCGGUACCCUCACUCACCUCGUGGGGGUCGUGGCAGCGGUACCCUCACUCACCUCGUGGGGGUCGUGGCAGCGGUACCCUCACUCACCUCGUGGGGAUCGUGGCAGCGGUACCCUCACUCACCUCGUGGGGGUCGUGGCAGCGGCACCCUCACUCAUCUCGUCGGGGUCGUGGCGGCGGCGGUACCCUCACUCACCUCGUGGGGGUCGUGGCAGCGGAACCCUCACUCACCUCGUGGGGGUCGUGGCAGCGGUACCCUCACUCACCUCGCGGGGAUCAUGGCAGCGGUACCCUCACUCACCUCGUGUGGGUCGUGGCAGCGGUACCCUCACUCACCUCGUGGGGGCCGUGGCAGCGGUACCCUCACUCACCUCGUGGGGGUCGUGGCAGCGGUACCCUAACUCACCUCGUGGGGGUCGUGGCAGCGGUACCCUCACUCACCUCGUGGGGGUCGUGGCGGCGGCGGUACCCUCACUCACCUCGUGGGGGUCGUGGCAGCGGUACCCUCACUCACCUCGUGGGGGUCGUGGCAGCGGUACCCUCACUCACCUCGUGGGGGUCGUGGCAGCGGUACCCUCACUCACCUCGUGGGGGUCGUGGCAACGGUACCCUCACUCACCUCGUGGGGGUCGUGGCAGCGGUACCCUCACUCACCUCGUUGGGGUCGUGGCAGCGGUACCCUCACUCAGCUCGUGGAGGUCGUGGCGGCGGUAGCCUCACUCACCUCGUGGGGGUCGUGGCAGCGGUACCCUCACUCACCUCGUGGGGGUCGUGGCAGCGGUACCCUCACUCACCUCGUGGGGGUCGUGGCGGCGGUAGCCUCACUCACCUCGUGGGGGUCGUGGCAGCGGUACCCUCACUCACCUCGUGGGGGUCGUGGCAGCGGUACCCUCACUCACCUCGUGGGGGUCGUGGCAGCGGUACCCUCACUCACCUCGUGGGGGUCGUGGCAGCGGUACCCUCACUCACCUCGUGGGGGUCGUUGCAGCGGUACCCUCACUCACCUCGUGGGGGUCGUGGCAGCGGUACCCUCACUCACCUCGUGGGGGUCGUGGCAGCGGUACCCUCACUCACCUCGUGCGGGUCGUGGCAGCGGUACCCUCACUCACCUCGUGGGGGUCGUGGCAGCGGUACCCUCACUCACCUCGUGGGGGUCGUGGCAGCGGUACCCUCACUCACCUCGUGGGGGUCGUGGCAGCGGUACCCUCACUCACCUCGUGGGGGUCGUGGCAGCGGUACCCUCACUCACCUCGUGGGGGUCGUGGCAGCGGUACCCUCACUCACCUCGUGGGGGUCGUGGCAGCGGUACCCUCACUCACCUCGUCGGGGUCGUGGCAGCGGUACCCUCACUCACCUCGUGGGGGUCGUGGCAGCGGUACCCUCACUCACCUCGUGGGGGUCGUGGCAGCGGUACCCUCACUCACCUCGUGCGGGUCGUGGCAGCGGUACCCUCACUCACCUCGUGGGGGUCGUGGCAGCGGUACCCUCACUCACCUCGUGGGGGUCGUGGCAGCGGUACCCUCACUCACCUCGUGGGGGUCGUGGCAGCGGUACCCUCACUCACCUCGUGGGGGUCGUGGCAGCGGUACCCUCACUCACCUCGUGGGGGUCGUGGCAGCGGUACCCUCACUCACCUCGUGGGGGUCGUGGCAGCGGUACCCUCACUCACCUCGUGGGGGUCGUGGCAGCGGUACCCUCACUCACCUCGUGGGGGUCGUGGCAGCGGUACCCUCACUCACCUCGUGGGGGUCGUGGCAGCGAUACCCUCACUCACCUCGUGGGUGUCGUGGCGGCGGUACCCUCACUCACCUCGUGGGGGUCGUGGCAGCGGUACCCUCACUCACCUCGUGGGUGUCGUGGCGGCGGUACCCUCACUCACCUCGUGGGGGCCCUGGCGGCGACGGUACCCUCACUCACCUCGUGGGGGUCGUGGCAGCGGUACCUUCACUCACCUCGUGGGGGUCGUGGCGGCGGUACCCUCACUCACCUCGUGGGGGUCGUGGCAGCGGUACCCUCACUCACCUCGUGGGGGUCGUGGCAGCGGUACCCUCACUCACCUCGUGGGGGUCGUGGCAGCGGUAUCCUCACUCACCGCAUGGGGGUCGUGGCAGCGGCACCCUCACUCACCUCGUGGGUGUCCGGUACCCUCACUCACCUCGUGGGUGUCGUGGCGGAGUACCCUCACUCACCUCGUGGGGGUCGUGGCAGCGAUACCCUCACUCACCUCGUGGGUGUCGUGGCAGCGGUACCCUCACUCACCUCGUGGGGGUCGUGGCAGCGGCACCCUCACUCACCUCGUGGAGGUCGUGGCAGCGGUACCCUCACUCACCUCGUGGGGGUCGUGGCAGCGGCACCCUCACUCACCUCGUGGGGGUCGUGGCAGCGGUACCCUCACUCACCUCGUGGGGGUCGUGGUAGCGGUACCCUCACUCACCUCGUGGGGGUCGUGGCAGCGGUACCCUCACUCACCUCGUGGGGGUCGUGGCAGCGAUACCCUCACUCACCUCGUGGGGGUUGUGGCAGCGGUACCCUCACUCACCUCCUGGAGAUCGUGGCAGCGGUACCCUCUGUCACCUUGUGGGGGUCGUGGCUGCGGUACCCUCACUCACCUCGUGGGGGUCUUGGCAGCGGUACCCUCACUCACCUUGUGGGGGUCGUGGCAGCGGCACCCACCCUCACUCACCUCGUGGGGGUCGUGGCAGCGAUACCCUCAGUCACCUCGUGGGGGUUGUGGCAGCGGUACCCUCACUCACCUCCUGGAGGUCGUGACAGCGGUACCCUCACUCACCUCGUGGGGGUCGUGGCAGCGGUACCCUCACUCACCUCGUGGGGGUCGUGGCAGCGGUACCCUCACUCACCUCGUGGGGGUCGUGGCAGCGGUACCCUCACUCACCUCGUGGGGGUCGUGGCAGCGGUACCCUCACUCACCUCGUGGGGGUCGUGGCAGCGCGCAAACUUCACUCACCUCGUGGGGGUCGUGGCAGCGAUACCCUCACUCACCUCGUGGGGGUUGUGGCGGCGGUACCCUCACUCACCUCGUGGGGGUCGUGGUGGCGGUGGUACUGUCACUCACCUUGUGGGGGUCGUGGCAGCGGCACCCUCACUCACCUCGUGGGGGUCGUGGCAGCGGUACCCUCACUCACCUCGUGGGGGUCGUGGCGGCGGUACCCUCACUCACCUCGUGGGGGUCGUGGCGGCGGCGGUACCCUCACUCACCUCGUGGGGGUCGUGGCAGCGGUAUCCUCACUCACCUCGUGGGGGCCGUGGCGGCGGUACCCUUACUCACCUCGUGGGGGUCGUGAGGGCGGUAGCCUCACUCACCUCGUGGGGGUCGUGGGGGCGGUAUUCUCACUCACCUCGUGGGGGUCGUGGCAGCGGCAACUUCACUCACCUCGUGGGGGUCGUGGCAGCGAUACCCUCACUCACCUCGUGGGGGUUGUGGCGGCGGUACCCUCACUCACCUCGUGGGGGUCGUGGUGGCGGCGGUACCAUCACUCACCUCGUGGGGGUCGUGGUAGCGGUACCCUCACUCACCUCGUGGGGGUCGUGGCAGCGGUACCCUCACUCACCUCGUGGAAAUCGUGCCAGCGGUACCCUCACUCACCUCGUGGGGGUCGUGGCAGCGGUACCCUCACUCACCUUGUGGGGGCCGUGGCGGCGACGGUACCCUCACUCACCUCGUGGGGAUCGUGGCAGCGGUACCCUCACUCACCUCGUGGGGGUCGUGGCAGCGGUACCCUCUUUCACCUCGUGGGGGUCGUGGCAGCGGUACCCUCACUCACCUCGUGGGGGUCGUGGCAGCGGUAACCUCACUCACCUCGUGGGGGCCGUGGCGGUGACAGUACCCUCACUCACCUCGUGGGGGUCGUGGCAGCGGCACCCUCACUCAUCUCGUCGGGGUCGUGGCGGCGGCGGUACCCUCACUCACCUCGUGGGGGUCGUGGCAGCGGUACCCUCACUCACGUCUUGGGGGUCGUGGCAGCGGUACCCUCACUCACCUCGCGGGGAUCAUGGCAGCGGUACCCUCACUCACCUCGUGUGGGUCGUGGCAGCGGUACCCUCACUCACCUCGUUGGGGCCGUGGCAGCGGUACCCUCACUCACCUCGUGGGGGUCGUGGCAGCGGUACCCUCACUCACCUCGUGGGGGUCGUGGCAGCGGUAGCCUCACUCACCUCGUGGGGGUCGUGGCAGCGAUACCCUCACUCACCUCAUGGGGAUUGUGGCGGCGGUACCCUCACACACCUCGUGGGGGUCGUGGCGGCGGCGGUACCCUCACUAACCUCGUGGGGGUCGUGGCAGCGGUACCCUCACUCACCUCGUUGGGGCCGUGGCAGCGGUACCCUCACUCACCUCGUGGGGGUCGUGGCAGCGGUACCCUCACUCACCUCGUGGGGAUCGUGGCAGCGGUACCCUCACUCACCUCGUGGGGGUCGUGGCAGCGGUACCCUCACUCACCUCGUGGGGGUCGUGGCAGCGGUACCCUCACUCACCUCGUGGGGGUCGUGGCAGCGGUACCCUCACUCACCUCGUGGGGGUCGUGGCAGCGGUACCCUCACUCACCUCGUGGGGGUCGUGGCAGCGGUACCCUCACUCACCUCGUGGGGGUCAUGGCAGCGGUACCCUCACUCACCUCGCGGGGAUCAUGGCAGCGGUACCCUCACUCACCUCGUGUGGGUCGUGGCAGCGGUACCCUCACUCACCUCGUGGGGGCCGUGGCAGCGGUACCCUCACUCACCUCGUUGGGGUCGUGGCAACGGUACCCUCACUCACCUCGUGGGGGUCGUGGCAGCGGUACCCUCACUCACCUCGUGGGGGUCGUGGCAGCGGUACCCUCACUCACCUCGUGGGGGUCGUGGCAGCGGUACCCUCACUCACCUCGUGUGGGUCGUGGCAGCGGUACCCUCACUCACCUCGUGGGGGCCGUGGCAGCGGUACCCUCACUCACCUCGUGGGGGUCGUGGCAGCGGUACCCUCACUCACCUCGUGGGGGUCGUGGCAGCGGUACCCUCACUCACCUCGUGGGGGUCGUGGCAGCGGUACCCUCACUCACCUCGUGGGGGUCGUGGCAGCGGUACCCUCACUCACCUCGUGGGGGUCGUGGCAGCGGUACCCUCACUCACCUCGUGGGGGUCGUGGCAGCGAUACCCUCACUCACCUCGUGGGGAUUGUGGCGGCGGUACCCUCACACACCUCGUGGGGGUCGUGGCGGCGGCGGUACCCUCACUAACCUCGUGGGGGUCGUGGCAGCGGUACCCUCACUCACCUCGUUGGGGCCGUGGCAGCGGUACCCUCACUCACCUCGUGGGGGUCGUGGCAGCGGUACCCUCACUCACCUCGUGGGGAUCGUGGCAGCGGUACCCUCACUCACCUCGUGGGGGUCGUGGCAGCGGUACCCUCACUCACCUCGUGGGGGUCGUGGCAGCGGUACCCUCACUCACCUCGUGGGGGUCGUGGCAGCGGUACCCUCACUCACCUCGUGGGGGUCGUGGCAGCGGUACCCUCACUCACCUCGUGGGGGUCGUGGCAGCGGUACCCUCACUCACCUCGUGGGGGUCAUGGCAGCGGUACCCUCACUCACCUCGCGGGGAUCAUGGCAGCGGUACCCUCACUCACCUCGUGUGGGUCGUGGCAGCGGUACCCUCACUCACCUCGUGGGGGCCGUGGCAGCGGUACCCUCACUCACCUCGUGGGGGUCGUGGCAGCGGUACCCUCACUCACCUCGUGGGGGUCGUGGCAGCGAUACCCUCACUCACCUCGUGGGGGUUGUGGCAGCGGCGGUACCCUCACUCACCUCGUGGGGGUCGUGGCAGCGGUACCCUCACUCACCUCGUGGGGGUCGUGGCAGCGGUACCCUCACUCACCUCGUGGGGGUCGUGGCAGCGGUACCCUCACUCACCUCGUGGGGGUCGUGGCAGCGGUACCCUCACUCACCUCGUGGGGGUCGUGGCAGCGGUACCCUCACUCACCUCGUUGGGGUCGUGGCAGCGGUACCCUCACUCAGCUCGUGGAGGUGUGGCGGUAGCCUCACUCACCUCGUGGGGGUCGUGGCAGCGGUACCCUCACUCACCUCGUGGGGGUCGUGGCAGCGGUACCCUCACUCACCUCGUGGGGGUCGUGGCGGCGGUAGCCUCACUCACAUCGUGGGGGUCGUGGCAGCGGUACCCUCACUCACCUCGUGGGGGUCGUGGCAGCGGUACCCUCACUCACCUCGUGGGGGCCGUGGCAGCGGUACCCUCACUCACCUCGUGGGGGUCAUGGCAGCGGUACCCUCACUCACCUCGUGGGGGUCGUGGCAGCGGUACCCUCACUCACCUCGUGGGGGUCGUGGCAGCGGUACCCUCACUCACCUCGUGGGGGUCGUGGCAGCGGUACCCUCACUCACCUCGUGGGGGUCGUGGCAGCGGUACCCUCACUCACCUCGUGGGGGUCGUGGCAGCGGUACCCUCACUCACCUCGUGGGGGUCGUGGCAGCGGUACCCUCACUCACCUCGUGGGGGUCGUGGCAGCGGUACCCUCACUCACCUCGUGGGGGUCGUGGCAGCGGUACCCUCACUCACCUCGUGCGGGUCGUGGCAGCGGUACCCUCACUCACCUCGUGGGGGUCGUGGCAGCGGUACCCUCACUCACCUCGUGGGGGUAGUGGCAGCGGUACCCUCACUCACCUCGUGGGGGUCGUGGCAGCGGUACCCUCACUCACCUCGUGGGGGUCGUGGCAGCGGUACCCUCACUCACCUCGUGGGGGUCGUGGCAGCGGUACCCUCACUCACCUCGUGGGGGUCGUGGCAGCGGUAUCCUCACUCACCGCAUGGGGGUCGUGGCAGCGGUAUCCUCACUCACCGCAUGGGGGUCGUGGCAGCGGUACCCUCACUCACCUCGUGGGGGUCGUGGCAGCGAUACCCUCACUCACCUCGUGGGGGUUGUGGCGGCGGUACCCUCACUCACCUCGUGGGGGUCGUGGCGGCGGCGGUACCCUCACUCACCUCGUGGGGGUCGUGGCAGCGGUACCCUCACUCACCUCGUGGGGGUCGUGGCAGCGGUACCCUCACUCACCUCGUGGGGGUCGUGGCAGCGGUACCCUCACUCACCUCGUGGGGGUCGUGGCAGCGGUACCCUCACUCACCUCGUGGGGGUCGUGGCUGCGGUAUCCUCACUCACCGCAUGGGGGUCGUGGCAGCGGUACCCUCACUCACCUCGUGGGUGUCGUGGCGGCGGUACCCUCACUCACCUCGUGGGGGUCGUGGCAGCGGUGCCCUCACUCACCUCGUGGGUGUCGUGGCGGCGGUACCCUCACUCACCUCGUGGGGGUCGUGGCAGCGGUACCCUCACUCACCUCGUGGGUGUCGUGUCAGCGGUAGCCUCACUCACCUCGUGGGGGUCGUGGCAGCGGUACCCUCACUCACCUCGUGGGUGUCGUGGCGGCGGUACCCUCACUCACCUCGUGGGGGCCCUGGUGGCGACGGUACCCUCACUCACCUCGUGGGGGUCGUGGCAGCGGUACCUUCACUCACCUCGUGGGGGUCGUGGCGGCGGUACCCUCACUCACCUCGUGGGGGUCGUGGCAGCGGUACCCUCACUCACCUCGUGGGGGUCGUGGCAGCGGUACCCUCACUCACCUCGUGGGGGUCGUGGCAGCAGUAUCCUCACUCACCGCAUGGGGGUCGUGGCAGCGGUAACCUCACUCACCUCGUGGGUGUCGUGGCGGCGGUACCCUCACUCACCUCGUGGGGGUCGUGGCAGCGGUACCCUCACUCACCUCGUGGGUGUCGUGGCGGCGGUACCCUCACUCACCUCGUGGGGGUCGUGGCAGCGGUACCCUCACUCACCUCGUGGGUGUCGUGGCAGCGGGGUACCCUCACUCACCUCGUGGGUGUCGUGGCAGCGGUACCCUCACUCACCUCGUGGGGGUCGUGGCAGCGGCACUCUCACUCACCUCGUGGAGGUCGUGGCAGCGGUACCCUCACUCACCUCGUGGGGGUCGUGGCAGCGGCACCCUCACUCACCUCGUGGGGGUCGUGGCAGCGGUACCCUCACUCACCUCGUGGGGGUCGUGGUAGCGGUACCCUCACUCACCUCGUGGGGGUCGUGGCAGCGGUACCCUCACUCACCUCGUGGGGGUCGUGGCAGCGAUACCCUCACUCACCUCGUGGGGGUUGUGGCAGCGGUACCCUCACUCACCUCCUGGAGGUCGUGGCAGCGGUACCCUCUGUCACCUCGUGGGGGUCGUGGCAGCGGUACCCUCACUCACCUCGUGGGGGUCGUGGCAGCGGUACCCUCACUCACCUCGUGGGGGUCGUGGCAGCGGCACCCACCCUCACUCACCUCGUGGGGGUCGUGGCAGCGAUACCCUCACUCACCUCGUGGGGGUUGUGGCAGCGGUACCCUCACUCACCUCCUGGAGGUCGUGACAGCGGUACCCUCACUCACCUCGUGGGGGUCGUGGCAGCGGUACCCUCACUCACCUCGUGGGGGUCGUGGCAGCGGUACCCUCACUCACCUCGUGGGGGUCGUGGCAGCGGUACCCUCACUCACCUCGUGGGGGUCGUGGCAGCGGUACCCUCACUCAUCUCGUGGGGGUCGUGGCAGCGCGGUACCCUCACUCACCUCGUGGGGGUCGUGGCAGCGGUACCCUCACUCACCUCGUGGGGGUCGUGGCAGCGGUACCCUCACUCACCUCGUGGGGGUCGUGGCAGCGGUACCCUCACUCACCUCGUGGGGGUCGUGGCAGCGGUACCCUCACUCAACUUGUGGGGGUCGUGGCAGCGGUACCCUCACUCACCUCGUGGGGGUCGUGGCAGCGGUACCCUCACUCACCUCGUGGGGGUCGUGGCAGCGGUACUCUCACUCACCUCGUGGGGGUCGUGGCAGCGGCACCCUCACUCACCUCGUGGGGGUCGUGGUGGCGGCGGUACCGUCACUCACCUCGUGGGGGUCGUGGUAGCGGUACCCUCACUCACCUCGUGGGGGUCGUGGCAGCGGUACCCUCACUCACCUCGUGGGGGUCGUGGCAGCGGUUCCCUCACUCACCUCGUGGGGGUCGUGGCAGCGGUACCCUCACUCACCUCGUGGGGGUCGUGGCAGCGGUACCCUCACUCACCUCGUGGGGGUCGUGGCAGCGGUACCCUCACUCACCUCGUGGGGGUCGUGGCAGCGGUACCCUCACUCACCUUGUGGGGGUCGUGGCAGCGGUACCCUCACUCACCUCGUGGGGGUCGUGGCAGCGGUACCCUCACUCACCUCGUGGGGGUCGUGGCAGCGGUACCCUCACUCACCUCGUGGGGGUCGUGGCGGCGGCGGUACACUCACUCACCUUGUGGGGGUCGUGGCAGCGGUACCCUCACUCACCUCGUGGGGGUCGUGGCAGCGGUACCCUCACUCACCUCGUGGGGGUCGUGGCAGCGGUACCCUCACUCACCUCGUGGGGGUCGUGGCAGUGGUACCCUCACUCACCUCGUGGGGGUCGUGGCAGCGGUACCCUCACUCACCUCGUGGGGGUCGUGGCAGCGGUACCCUCACUCACCUCGUGGGGGUCGUGGCAGCGGUACCCUCACUCACCUCGUGGGGGCCGUGGCGGCGACGGUACCCUCACUCACCUCGUGGGGGUCGUGGCAGCGGUACCCUCACUCACGUCGUGGGGGUCGUGGCAGCGGUACCCUCACUCACCUCGUGGGGGUCGUGGCAGCGGCACCCUCACUCACGUCGUGGGGGUCGUGGCAGCGGUACCCUCACUCACCUCGUGGGGGUCAUGGCAGCGGCACCCUCACUCACCUCGUGGGGGUCGUGGCAGCGGUAGCCUCACUCACCUUGUUGAAGGAAAUGGAGUAG
Molecule: messenger RNA, 17127 nt
Organism: Closterium sp. NIES-65
Lineage: Eukaryota; Viridiplantae; Streptophyta; Zygnematophyceae; Desmidiales; Closteriaceae
Source: the annotation of a GenBank genome assembly